Dreissena polymorpha is the source of this 2178-nucleotide messenger RNA. RefSeq lists its product as uncharacterized. The coding region runs from base 156 to 1121 and encodes 321 amino acids. The transcript is spliced from 6 exons. Lineage: Eukaryota; Metazoa; Mollusca; Bivalvia; Myida; Dreissenidae. The record is from RefSeq and is a predicted model, not a curated record.
UUAAAGGGAAGUCACUCUUAAAUGUAAACAGUAAACUUGUCAAUAUUAACUGUGCACAAACACACGACGAAAUACACACGAAACGUGCAUUAAAUGGAUAUGAUGAGAGGCUGUCAUCAAAUUGUGAUUUAUAGGGAUCAGGUUACACAGGAAUCAUGUUUGUGAUACUGGCCAUACAGGGGGUGUUGCUACUCUUGCUUGUUUGCAACACUCCGUGGAUCAGUCUAGUGUACUGUGGGCUAUUUCUGGGAUCAUUUCUUUUGCCACCGUUCCUGGAAAGAAGUAAAACAGAUGCAGCUAAGACGAACAAACCUCUGAAGACCAAAGAGAUUCUGAAGAAACUGUAUCCACCAAUAUCAAACGAUGAAAAAGUGCAACUUGUGACGGACAGAGUUAUUGGCCUUGUGUUGUAUGACCCUGAAAACACAGCAAGUUUGGCCAAUUUUGAGAUUGUUAAGAGUCAUUCGAACUGUGUUUUUGCAAGAAAGGCCAGAAUAUGGGGAAGUCCAGAAUGGAAGGAUAUUCUUUCUCUAGAGGGGAAUAUCAUAAGAAUGCUUCCCCAGUUCCUGAAGUUCUCGUUGCUGUGUCCCACUGAGAAACAAGACGGCUUUCUUCUUGAGUUACCUGGGAAACCGUAUGGAACUUCUGUACAGUCGUUUGGUGAUGCCCUCUACACUGUCCUGAAGAUUCUGUCUGACUUUGACCCAGCCGGCUUCCACUGCAUGGACAAGUCCUAUGUCCACCGCAGUGGCUGGGUAUUUAGGUUUAACAAGGUCACGUUCUUCAUUACGACCUUUGCCCCUUUUUACCCAGAAAACCACGCCAGGUAUUGUUUUGGGGCAGAGAAUUGUUACAUCCUGUUUCAACCGGAACUGUCCUUUGCUCAUCAUGAUUUGCCUUCGGAUACGCUGGAAACCAAUUGGGAAAAUCCGGAAACUGUACGAGAUAGGAUCCGGGUUGCGUUCAAAAUGGCGGGGCGGCAAUAUAAGAUUCCAAACACAUUGUCCAGCCCUAUGGUUUUAGAUAUGAUACCGCCUGUGUCUGCUGAUGAGCCUGUUUAUGAGUGGUGGAAGCCUAGACAUAGCAAAGAUAUGAGUAAUGGAAAAGAUACUGUGACUUAGUAGGCCAAUAUGUUCAGGCCGGUCUAGAGCUAAGCUUGCCACAUAUGACACAAGACCCAUUUCUGAUGUUCCUAUGCCAUACUGCCAUGCAUAGCUAGACUACUUAAUCUGUCCAACGACAUCUCGUAUGGUGUAUUCUAAUAGUCUUUGUGCCAGAAUGCAGUUGAAUAAUGUCAGGCAAAGACCACUGAAAGUAGUUAGGAUUUACACACAUAUGCAAACAAAUACAAAUAAUACUGAAGGAUGCAAUUCAAAUGCACAAUGCAUUUAUAUAUAGUUAUACGCUAAACAGUGUAAAAAGUGGAUGCUGGAGAUCUGACUUUAUCAAAAUGUUGUUAAUGCAAUGAUUUGUGUGUGUGUGCCAGCAAUCAUGUUGUCAGACAAAGCUAAUUUAAGACAUACAAAUAUGACGAAAGUUUUAUAAAUCUAAUUCAAGACAUACAAAUAUAAUGGAAGUUUUAUAAAUCUAAUUCAAGACAUACAAAUAUGAUGAAAGUUUUAUGAAUACUAAUUGUUGUUAUCAAACUGAAAAUACAUUUGUAAAGCAAGCUUGCAGACAUCUCAAUAGAUCUGUCUGAUUGGCAGGACAGUGUAUGUCUGUCUGCACAUAUAGUACUCGAUCUGAUCUUGACAAGACUAUAAGUUUCCAUAUUUAUCCAUUUACUACUAAGAUACGUAUUUUGACGCUUGGAAAGUUACAAUUAAUUAAAGACCGUUCUUUCUAGAUUUAAGUUUUAAAGGCUUCGUUUCCAACCCAGAAUUACUUGCAUACUGUUCUGGUUUUAUGCUGUUUGCAGAUAGCCAUUUCACUUUGCUUCUGAGUGGGAAAGUGUUAUUUUGCAAUUUCAAAACAACUUCACACAAGUGAUCACCAUGUGGAGACAGAGUGUGGGACACAACAGCUGUGCCCACUGCUAAAAUGUAAAUGUCACAUGUCAAGAUCUACCGGUAAUGUCAAGAUCUACCGGUAAUGUCAAAUAUUGGGAUUAAAUAGCUGUCUAUACUGUUAUGUCAUCUUUUAUAUUACAAGUAUUAAACACAUAAAUUCAUUGAAAAA